This is a messenger RNA of Punica granatum (pomegranate), 474 nucleotides long. The record is from RefSeq and is a predicted model, not a curated record. NCBI's taxonomy places the organism in Eukaryota, Viridiplantae, Streptophyta, Magnoliopsida, Myrtales, Lythraceae.
AUGGAGGCAUGUUCGAGUAGUUUUUCUGCCAUAGCACCACUGGUAUUUGAUGGGGAGAACUACCAAGCUUGGGCUGUAAAGAUGGCAGCCUACAUGGAGGGCAGUGACUUGUGGGAAGCAGUAGAGCAGGAUUAUGAAGUAGCCUCUCUUCCCGACAAACCAACCAUGAAUCAAAUCAGAAUCAUGAGACUUGGUUCUGCAAAGGAAAUUUGGGAUUUUCUUAAAACUGAAUAUGAAGGAGAUGAGAGGAUUAGAGGUAUGAAAGUCCUUAACUUGAUGAGAGAGUUUGAAAGGCUGCAAAUGAAGGAUGAUGAGACUGUGAAGCAAUUUGCAGACAAGCUUGUGGAGAUAGCAAACAAGAUAAGGGUGUUAGGGACUGAUUUAAGUGAUAGCAGUUUGGUACAAAAACUACUUGUUUCAGUGCUAGAGAGAUAUGAGGCAACAAUUGCCUCUCUUGAGAAUACUAAGGAGUAG